Messenger RNA from Humulus lupulus (European hop), 2596 nucleotides. RefSeq lists its product as uncharacterized. The record is from RefSeq and is a predicted model, not a curated record. NCBI's taxonomy places the organism in Eukaryota, Viridiplantae, Streptophyta, Magnoliopsida, Rosales, Cannabaceae. Gene Ontology annotation, cellular component: Ino80 complex. Gene Ontology annotation, biological process: chromatin remodeling. The coding region runs from base 454 to 2211 and encodes 585 amino acids. The transcript is spliced from 7 exons.
UGGGUGUGGGUGUGGGUGUGGGUGUAGGGAGGACUUGGGCUUUGGUGCGUGGGAGUGGAAUUAGCCAAAAGAUGGUGAACGAGAAGGAGAAGAUUAUUAGUAUUAGCCCUUCUCUUCUUUACCACCUUCACCUUCUUUAUUUUCUUCCUCUCAUUACCCAAACUUCUCUAACCCUAGAAGAAGAAUCCACUCCUCCUUCUCUUGUAACCCUUUGUUACGCCAUUGAAACUAGACCUCAGCCCUUUUCCUUUCCUUCCUUUCUUUGUUCUCUCCUGCGAUUCUUUCUUUUUCUCUUGUUUUGCUUUCUGGGUUUUGGCUCUUUCUUCUAUUUGACAGAAGAAGGUUCACGAUUUCCCUUUCCCCCCCGGGGGUGACGCCUGGUGCUCGGAUUGUCUUCGACCCAGAAGAGUAGCAUUGUGAAAAGAACCAAGUAUAUAGAAUUGUAUUCUUCUGAUGGAAGAGUUUGGGGCUGCUGCUCGAUUUGAUGGUAUCAAUGUUGCUGUGAGGAAGAAGAGGAGCCAAGCUUGUCGUCGCCCUCGGCCUGAUUCACAGCCUAAUGCUGAAAUUAAUGAUGAUUCACCCAUGUCUUCAACACCACCUUUUGAUGAUACAAAUAAGGCAUCUAGUGAUGACAUUGUUGGUUGUGAUUCAAAUUCAAAUGGGAAAGAAUUUAGUCUUAAUCAUUGUGGAUCUACUGUUUCUCAUUCUAAUGGUGAUGAAGAUGAUAAACUCCAUAAAAUGGAUAUAAAUGAUGGUGGGUUUAAUUCAUAUUAUAGUAAUGAGCAUGGACGAAAUGGGUUUAGUAACAAGCGUUCAAGUGAAGGUGUCCUUGCACCAGCGAAUUGGAAAAGCACGAAUGCAAUUAAAGAUGGCGUUGAAUCAGAAUUAAGAAAUUCUGAUGUAAGUAGUGGAUGGAAUGGUGAAAGCUCCACUUCUAAGCAGUCAGGAGAUGGAUUUGGAAAUGAAAACAAGGUUAAAAUGGUUAAGUUAAAGGUUAAUGGUGUGACACGUACAAUUCAAGCCAACUCUGCCUCCAAUGGAGUUUCGGGGGUUGCUGAAUCCUCUUCAAAGAGUUCUCGGCAUUCAGAUGCUUCUAAACUGCGGCAUAAGCAGGCAAAUAACGGUGACAUUUCCUCUUCGGAUAAAAAGAGUGGCCUACAAGGUAUUCCUUGGAACUCAAGAGCUGGUUUUAGUCUUGGUAGGGAUGAUUCUAUGAUGGGAAAGGUUUCUCGUAAGAACACCUCUGGAAAGGAGGAGGAGAAGUCGGUGCGCAAGAGCAAGCGGGUUCCAAAAAGGCGAGUACUUGAUGAGGAGCUUGGUGAUGAUGAGGAUGAUGAAAUUCGGUACCUGGAGAAACUUAAGACAUCUAAGGUAGCUGCAGUUUACAAAGAAGACGAUGAAGAUUUCAGCAGGAAACAUAGAAAACUUUCCAUGGUUUCAAGCAUUGAAAAUGGUGGUGCAUCAAGGUCAGGUGGUAAAGAUGGGAAGAAAAAGUCUAGAAUAGACGGAGUAUCUGGGGACAAUGAUUACGAGGAUGAAGAAGAUUCAGCAUCUGAUGGUGAACUUGAUGGUAGUAAGAAGAGGAAGAAGCCGAGGAAGGAAUCUGUAGAUUCAUUGAUGGAUGGUAGGAGGGAAACGACCCUGACAACACGUCAACGGGCCCUGCAGUCCAGCAAAGAUUCAUCAGCAGCACCUGGUGCUAGCUUUAUCGAGUUUCCAAAUGGUUUACCACCUGCUCCAUCAAGAAAGCAAAAAGAGAAGCUUACAGAGGUGGAGCAGCAGCUGAAGAAAGCCGAGGCUGCCCAGAGACGUAAGAUGCAAGUAGAGAAGGCCGCUCGGGAAUCUGAGGCUGUAGCAAUUAAGAAAAUCCUUGGACAAGAUUCUAGCAGGAAAAAGAAGGAAGAUAAAAUAAAGAAGCGUCGGGAGGAAUUGGCGCAGGAGAAGAAUGCUAAUGCUUUGUUAAAUGCAUCACACACCAUCAGAUGGGUGAUGAGUCCUACUGGGACUGUAGUAACCUUCUCCAAGGACAUGGGUCUCCCAAGUAUUUUCGACCCGAAGCCUUGCGGUUACCCUCCUCCACGGGAAAACUGCGCUGGUCCUUCGUGUAAAAAUCCAUACAAGUACAGGGAUUCCAAGUCAAAGCUUCCUCUUUGCAGCCUCCAGUGCUACAAAGCUAUGCAGGGAAAGAUGGUACCUGAAACUACCUGCUGAUGCAUCCGUCUAUUCUUGCACAUUUUUAUGUUAAUAUUAUAUUAUAUACCCUUCUUUAUAUCUAUAUCUAAUCUAUAUAGCACUCUGAAAUUGGAGGAUGGUGAGACUGAGCCGUCUUUGUUGAGUUGCAACUCUUUUAACAUGUUUUUUGAUCGAUUCCUCAGUUGAUGUAAUUAGCUUAGCUUUAGUUCCUUUUAUAUAUAUAUAUGUAUGUAUGUAUGUAGUUAGAUAAUAAUACUUGUUAUUAGUAUUUUUUUAGGGAGGGUUCUUAAAACCUUUGCGGCACUCUGUUGUUCUAAUUUUCCAAAGUGAGGAUUAUGCAUGUGUUUAUGAGCCAAAGGAAUAUAUUAUGUUAAUGACUAUUUCCACCCAUUUGAUUCACUCA